UUAUACGAAAAAGAUAGACACAAAUUAUAAAAUGUAUUGAAUAUGCUUGGAAUAAAUGCCCUAAGGGCUAGACACUUAGAAAAUGCUCUGAUUCAGUAUGAAAAACUUAAUACCGGCCGCCUGGCAGUUGAUACCUUUCUAAAAUUCUAUUUUCGCGCGAAUAAAGUUUCUACUAGUAAUAGGAGCUGGGUUUCUGAACAUAUGUAUGAGAUAAUGAGAUGGAAGGCCCUGAUCGAGUAUACGAGUAGUAAACCUUCAACGUGGACUUCUAUGUUGAACAACUAUUUAUUGAGUGACAGAUGGAGAUUGAUGAGCAACAACAAAAAAUUGCCUCCGUUCAUAAGGUGUUCCUUUCCUGAGGAGCUUUAUGUGCUAAUUGAAGAAGAAUAUGGACAGAAUAAGGCUAUACAAAUUUGCAAUAUUCUUAACGAAGAGCCCGUAAUACAUUUAAGGGUAAACACAUUAAAGAUUUCAAGGGAUAAAGCGUAUAAAUUUCUACUUCAUAAAGGAGUUGAUGUAGAAAAAUGUGUAGAUUCCCCUUGUGGUUUACUCGUCACUGAUAAGCAGAAGCUCUUUAGCUCUCCGGAAUAUCGUAGAGGAAUCGUAGAAAUUCAGGAUGAAUCAAGCCAGCUUGUCGCUCUAAGAGUUAUGAGUAAGUCUGGAGAAAAGGUGCUGGACUAUUGCGCCGGUUCUGGAGGUAAAUCUUUGGUUUUUGGCCCUAGCAUGGAAAACAAAGGCAGAAUUUACCUGCAUGAUAUUAAUGAAAAUCUCCUGUUAAAGGCAAAAAAGAGGAUGUACAAGGCUGGAAUAAGAAAUUACUUUGUCAUGGAUCCAAACCUUACUGAUCUUGGAAAAUUAUACGGUCAAAUGGACUGGGUAGUUACUGAUGUUCCUUGCACUGGAGUAGGAGCAUUUAGGAAGAGCCCUGAGAGAAAAUGGGAAUUCAAAAAACAUCAUGUCGUAGAAUAUGUUAACAAACAACGUUCGAUCGUAGAGAAUGCCCUUAAAUAUCUGAAAAGGAAUGGAAAACUGGUAUAUAUAACAUGUAGCAUUUUUAAAUGUGAAAAUUCAAAUCAAAUCGACUAUUUUUGUAAGAAACACGACUUGGAAUUGGUAGAACCACCAACUUUUCAAUUGCCACAAUCUAGAGGAAUGAAUGGCUACUUUAUCGCAACGUUACGAAUGAAAGGAACAAUAUAA
Molecule: messenger RNA, 1200 nt
Organism: Theileria equi strain WA
Lineage: Eukaryota; Apicomplexa; Aconoidasida; Piroplasmida; Theileriidae
Exons: 6
Coding region: 43-1200 (385 amino acids)
Biological process (GO): maturation of LSU-rRNA; rRNA base methylation
Cellular component (GO): nucleolus
Molecular function (GO): rRNA (cytosine-C5-)-methyltransferase activity
Source: RefSeq, a predicted model, not a curated record